UAAACAAAAAAAAGCCGGGCGCGUAAAUUAAUUUAUUCUAAACGGGCGCGAAGUUUACAACCAAACAAGAAAGAAAAACAAUAAACCCAAAGUGCAAUAAAUUUCAAACAAAAAUAAUAAAUAAUAAAAUUACUACUGGUGGAAAUAAAAUACAUCUGUACAUACCAAACAACCACAGGAAGAGCUCAAAAGGAAAGGGAUACAGCGACCAACCCUAACAACAUCAACAUCAGCAGCAACAGGAAACAAAUAGGAUACAACUGGGACAGCGACAAAUGCAAACAACCCAAAACCCUCAAAUACCGCAUACUAAAGCCCUCAAAUACCCUUGAAGCGGCUCAAAAUCAAUAUGGAUGCAGACAUGCCAGCAGCCCCGACACCAACCACUCGUUCGGCUGUCAAUGUGCCACGCCAAGCGGCUGCCCCAGUUGCAGCGCCUCGAACAACCACCCCAACGGUGCCUCGGAGUGGAACGGCCGCAUUCCCGUCAACACCCGCGCUGGUCGCCGACCCACAACGCCGUAGAUGUCCCCUAUGUCGUCGACCCCACCGGCUGCCACAAUGCGUCAUUUUUAAGGGAUUGCCACCUCAACAACGCCAGUUGGUCGUGCAGGCGCACGGCCAUUGUCUGAAUUGCCUGAAUCCUGUCCACCAAACGCACGAGUGUACUUCGGGCAAUCUGUGCCAAAUUUGUAUGCGGCCGCAUCACACCAUGUUGCACCGACUCACUCGGAAUGACACCAGCCAAACUCCUGCCGGCCGCAACCGCGGCGCAUUACGACGACCGCCAUUAGGCCGGGAUGCACGGUCCCGGCGAGCAAUAGGGCCAUCAUCAUCCCGUGCCCGGCGGCCACACAAUGGGGCGUCAACACGACGCCAGCAACAACGACCGCGUCCGCGCCGCACCUCAGGCCUCAGCAGGGUCGUAGCCCCUCUGCAGCAGCUUCAAAGCAUUCUAGGCUGA
Bactrocera neohumeralis is the source of this 964-nucleotide messenger RNA. RefSeq lists its product as uncharacterized. The record is from RefSeq and is a predicted model, not a curated record. The coding region runs from base 350 to 964 and encodes 204 amino acids. The transcript has 2 exons. Lineage: Eukaryota; Metazoa; Arthropoda; Insecta; Diptera; Tephritidae.